AUGGAGGUCCGCGGCGAGUCCCAGUCCGGCCCGAGCUGUUCGUCGUCCUCCCGGGGUGGCUCCGGGGUCUCGGUCUCCAAGGAGUUGCUGGUGGCGGGGAGCGGCGGCCGCGGAGGUAUAUGGGACAGGUUGCUCAUCAACCCCAAGCCUAAUUCCAGAAAGAAUUCUACUCUUCAGACAGUUCGGAUAGAGAGGAGUCCCUUGCUGGACCAAGUACGGACCUUUCUCCCACAGAUGGCUCAGGCAAACGAAAAGCUAAGAAAAGAAAUGGCAACUGCUCAACCUGGUCAUUUCAAUAUUGAAAAUACUGAUGAGACUCUUGGACAAGUUAUUCAAAUGGACGUGGCCUUGUUUGAGAUGAAUCAGUCUCAUUUGAAAGAAGAGGACAGUUCGAAAGAGAAUUCACAAGACAGUUCAGAGGAAAGUUCAGAAUCUGAGGAUGAAGGUGACAGCAUCUCUUCUGAAGGUGAAGUCACCAUAGAUAAUAUUAAGCUUCCUCAUUCAGAAGACGGAAAAGGCAAGAUAGAGGUUCUGGACGGUUCUGCUAGUGAAAACAAAGAAAAACAGGAAAAUAAGUGA
This is a messenger RNA of Rangifer tarandus platyrhynchus (Svalbard reindeer), 579 nucleotides long. The record is from the annotation of a GenBank genome assembly. NCBI's taxonomy places the organism in Eukaryota, Metazoa, Chordata, Mammalia, Artiodactyla, Cervidae.